AUGAACGGACAUACAAGCUUUAAAUCACUACCAGUAGGUGUACCAUUUGAAGAUUAUAAACCACCGAAUUGGAAUGAACUUUUCAUGCUUAAAGUUUAUUUAACAGCUGAAAAAUCAAAAGAUCCUCGAACAAAAAUAGGUGCGGUACUUGUACGCGACAGACGUGACCUUGUAUCAGGAUACAAUGGAAUACCUGAAGGAGUUCACGAUUUACCUAAUCGUUUUCAACGACCUAUCAAAUACAUGUAUUUUGAACAUGCUGAGCGUAAUGCAAUAUUUACAGCUGCUCGACACGGAAUACGAACUGACGGUGCAACAUUGUAUGUACAAGCAUUACCUUGUGUAGAUUGUGCACGUGCUAUCAUUCAGAGUGGUAUUAAAAAAAUCUUUGUUCAUGAACAAUUCUAUAAAAUAAGUACAACGAUUAAACGUGAUAAUUGGGUUGGUCAUGAUGAUGUAACCAUGCAAAUGCUUGACGAAGCAAAUGUGGAAUUAGUUAUGUUGAAUCUACCUGAUCUAAAAGUUGAUGCCUAUUUAGACGGACUUGUUUAUCAUUUAGGUUGUUAA
Messenger RNA from Rotaria socialis, 567 nucleotides. NCBI's taxonomy places the organism in Eukaryota, Metazoa, Rotifera, Eurotatoria, Philodinida, Philodinidae. The record is from the annotation of a GenBank genome assembly.